Hansenula ciferrii is the source of this 2958-nucleotide messenger RNA. RefSeq names its product Sap185p (gene SAP185). The transcript has a single exon. NCBI's taxonomy places the organism in Eukaryota, Fungi, Ascomycota, Saccharomycetes, Phaffomycetales, Wickerhamomycetaceae. The record is from RefSeq and is a predicted model, not a curated record. Gene Ontology annotation, cellular component: nucleus; cytosol. The coding region runs from base 1 to 2958 and encodes 985 amino acids. Gene Ontology annotation, molecular function: protein phosphatase regulator activity; protein phosphatase binding.
AUGUCUGGAUCAUUUUGGAGAUUUAAUAAUAAUUUUAAUGAAGUUUCUACAAUAAAUAAUUUAUUAGAUAAUGGAUUUAUUGAAAGAAUUCCAUCAGGAAAUUCAAAUCAGAGGAAAAAUUCAUUUAGUUCAGAUGAAUCAAGAGAUGAUUCUUUAAAUCAAAAUAAUUAUGAUGAUGAUGACGAUGAUGAUGAACAAAAUUUUGCUCCAAAUUUAGAAAUUUUAGAUGAAUUAUUAGAUGAACAAGAUAUUAUAGAAGAAUUAGCUCAAUCAAAUAUUAAAUUAAUUGAAUAUUUAAGACAAAGAGAAGUCAUUGAACAAUUGAUUCAAUAUAUAAUCACUGAAGAAGAUGAUUUAUUAGCAAAACAUCAACAAAAUAAUAACGAAGAUAAUGAUGAACAACAAGAACAAAAAGAAGAAAAAGAAGAACAAAAUAAUAACGAUAAUGAAGAACAAUAUAAAUCAAUAAAUUCAUCAAAUUCUGAUUCUGAUUCUGAUGAUUUACAAAAUUUUGAUCAACCUGAAACUAUUCAAGAAAUUCAUUCAAGAAGAACUCAAGUUGCUGCUGAAAUAUUAGGUGCAGAUGCUUGGUCAUUAACUGAUUCAAUAAUGGAUAAUCAUGAUUUAUUAUCAAAAUUAUGGAGUAUAUUAGAUAGAUCUUCUUCAUUAUCAAUGAAUUUAUCAACUUAUUUUAUGAAGAUUAAUGAAAGAUUAUUAGAUUUAAAAAUUGAUGAAAUGUUAAAUUUUUUAUUAAAUCAAGAAACUUUAGUUGAUAGAUUCUUAAGACAUAUUGAUAAUCCUCCAUUAAUGGAUUUUUUAUUAAAAGUUAUAAGUACUGAUAAACCUGAUUCUCCAACUGGUAUAAUUGAUUUAUUAAAAGAACAAAAUUUAAUUGAAAAAUUAAUUUCAUUUUUAAAACCAAAUGUUAAUCAAUCUGUUCAAUCUGCUGCAGGAGAUUUUAUAAAAGCUUUUGUUACAAUAAGUGCAAAUUCAAAUACUGAUAAUACAACAAUUGGACCAAAUGAAUUAACAAGAGAAUUAGUUUCUGAAAAAAUCAUGAGAAAAUUAUGUAAUUUAAUGCUUUUAGGUGGUACAAGUUUAGCAAAUGGUGUUGGUAUAAUAAUUGAAAUCAUUAGAAAAAACAAUUCAGAUUAUGAUUUUGUACCAAUAUUAUAUAUUACAAUUGAAUCACAUCCUCCAACUUCAAGAGAUUCAAUUUAUUUAGGUCAUUUAAUUAAAGUUUUCAGUGAAAAUAUUCCAAAAUUUGCUAAAAUUUUACAAAAAACUAAAUUAAAAGAAAUGGAAACUCCAUUUGGUUCAAUUGAACCUUUAGGUUUUGAAAGAUUUAAAGUUUGUGAAUUAAUUGCAGAAUUAUUACAUUGUUCAAAUAUGGGAUUAUUAAAUGAUGAAAAAGGUGAAGAUAUUGUUUUAGAACGUGAUUUAGAAAGAGAACGAAUCAUUACAUUGGAAAAAUUAGAAGAACAACAUGAACAAGAUGAAAAUUUCCCAAAUGAUGAAAAUUUAAAUGAAAAAGUUGAAGAUGAUGAAGAUGAUUCUGAUCAUGAAGCUUCAAAAGUCAUUGAUAAUUUAAAUAUAUCUGAUGAAACCAAAAAUGAUGAUGAUCAACAAAAAGAUGAAGAAGUUGAUGAUGAUGAAGAAAAAUCUGAUAAAAAGGAAGAUAUAAAAUCAAUUAAAUCUAUUGAAAGUAAUAAAUCUGAAAAAAAACCAAGUUUAGAAAUUCAAUCAGAACCAGAUUCAGAUGUUGAUACAACUUUAGAAAUUCAAUAUGAUGAAAAUGAAUUAAUAAUUCGUAAAGAUCCAGUUAUUGGUGAUCAAUUAAAAAUUGCAUUGGCUGAUAAUCAAGUUAUUUUAACAAUUUUACAAAUGUUUUUCAAAUUCCCUUGGAAUAAUUUUUUACAUAAUGUUGUUUUUGAUAUUGUUCAACAAAUUUUAAAUGGUUCAAUGGAUAUUGGUUAUAAUAAAUAUUUAUCAAUUGAUUUAUUUGGUCGUGGAGAAAUCACUAAAGCCAUAAUUGAUGGACAAUUAAAUUGUGAACAAUAUGAAAUUAAUAAUGGAUUAAGAUUAGGUUAUAUGGGUCAUUUAACUUUAAUUGCUGAAGAAGUUGUUAAAUUUACUGCAUUAUAUCCACCAAAUACAAUACAUCAAAUUAUUUAUGAUGCAGUUUCAACUCAAGAAUGGACUAUAUAUGUUACAGAAACUUUAGUUGAUACAAGAGAAAAAUAUAAUGCAUUAUUAGGUGGUAAUUUAGAACCAGAAGAUCCAAAUCAAACUGUUGAUGAUAAUGAACAAGAUCAAAAUGAACAAAAUCAACAAGGAGUUAUACCUGGAGAAGUUGAUGAUGAUUAUCAUAUUUCUGGAAGAGAUGAUAUUGAUGAUGAUGAAGAAGAUGAAGAAGGAAAUCAAAAUAAAAAUGAAGAUUCAGGUGAUCAAUUUUCAAGAUAUAUGUCACAACAAUUAACAAAUGAUUUACCAGAUAAAUUUGGAUCAUCAGAUGAAGAUGAAGAAGAUGAUGAUCUUGUUGGAUGGAAUAAUCAACAAGUUUAUAAUUCAAAUGCAAUGUCUAUGAAUGAUGAUGAUGAUUAUGAAGAUCCAAAUGAUGAUGGACAAUCUUAUAUUAAAAAAGAUCAUCCAUUAUAUUCAAAUAUGUUAACUUCAAGAGAUGAUGAUAGAGAACCUCCAAGAUUUGCAGAUGAUGAUGAAGAAGAUGAUGAUGAAAAUUUUGAAGAUGAUGAACGUAAUAAAUUAUUUAGAGAUAGUUAUAAAGAAGAUGAAGAUGAUCAAGAUGAUGAUGAUGAUGAAGAUGAAGAGCAAGAAAAAGAUGAUGGUGAAGUUGGUUAUGGAUUAACAAGAAGUAGAAGUAAAGGUGAAUUAAAUUGGGAUGAAGAUGAACAAGAUCGAUUAAUUAAUGUUGCAAGUUAUAUGAAGAAUAAUCAAUAA